AUGAGCACAGAACUCAAGAUUCUCUCCUUCAAUGUCUGGGGCCUUGCCUUUGUCACCAAAGACAGGCCAGCGCGACUGGCGGCCAUAGCCGCUUACCUCGCCCAGGCUGACUACGACAUUGUCUGCUUGCAAGAGAUCUGGAUCCACAAGGAAUUUGAGAGCAUGCGACAGGACGUGCAAGGGAACUACCAGUACUCCAGGUUCUUCCACACUGGAGCACUGGGCUCGGGCCUGGCGGUCUUCUCGCGACUGCCCAUUGUCGAGACCAAGGCUCUCCCCUAUUCACUGUCAGGACUGCCUUCUGAGGUGAUUGCUGGCGACUUCUUUGUGAACAAGGCAGCAGCAAAGGCGGUCGUUCUUCACCCCGAGCUGGGAGAGAUUGAGAUUUGGGAUACCCACAUGCACGCUGCUGGCGAGGAUGGUCCUCAGACGAGGCAAGCACACCGUAUGGCCCAAGCAUGGCAGCUGGCCACUGAGGUUCGCCGUGGUGCUGCUUGUGGCCGCUACGUCUUCUGUAUGGGCGACUUCAACUCGCAACCGUUCUCGGUCCCCAUUGCGCUCAUGCGGACGUACGGCGGGCUGCGCGACUCCUACCUCGAGACGCACCUGCAGGCCAAUGAUGCGCCUCCCAUGAAUAUCUCAGCCUCGAACGCCAUUGCCUCGCUGGGCAUGACUUGCGACUCGUCUAUCAACACGUACUCGGCCGGAAAGAACAUUCCACCCAUCAUCCAGGCCCAGGGCGGCAAGCGUCUGGACUACAUCUUCUUCCGUGAAGGCCGUGGUUCAACACAUCGCGUGCGCUGUACCAGCUCGGAUGUGGUCCUUACUGGUCUUGUCCCGGGCCAGUCGUUUAGCUACUCGGACCACUUUGGUCUCACGUCGACAUUCAAGUUUGAGCCCGCGUCAGGCGGUAGCACAGCGAGCACAGGCGGCGCUGGCGAGACAUCGGCGGCGUCGGCUCCUUCAAGCCAAGCUCGUCUGCUUCCAUUGGAUGAUGAGAGUGCCUCUGGGCCACCCUCCCCCACCUCAGCGUACGAGCUUCACCGCGUGCCGUCAUCUGACUCCACGGCCAGUGCAAUCCGUCACUCUCUCGCUUCCAUUCGCGACUAUUACCACCUCGCAGGCAAGAGGACAUUGCGGUUCGAGCAAUAUAUGGUGCUGUGCAUUGUCGGAAUGGUCGCCCUUGCGGUGGGGUCAGCAUGGCAGCCCAAGUCGUGGAUCCAGCCAAUCUUUACACUCGUGGCAUUUGCGCUCGGUGCGGCCGGUGCCACGUUCUUGUACACUGGCUGGCUGUGGGGCCGUUGGGAAAAGGGAAUCCUGGACGAGACCAUGGCGGAUAUGGAGCUGCAGCUCCGGGCACUCCAGCACGGGUCAUAG
Molecule: messenger RNA, 1377 nt
Organism: Apiotrichum porosum
Lineage: Eukaryota; Fungi; Basidiomycota; Tremellomycetes; Trichosporonales; Trichosporonaceae
Gene: ISC1
Product: phospholipase C type enzyme
Exons: 4
Coding region: 1-1377 (458 amino acids)
Cellular component (GO): cytoplasm
Molecular function (GO): sphingomyelin phosphodiesterase activity
Source: RefSeq, a predicted model, not a curated record